AUGAAAGAAACCAACACAUCGAUACGACCGAGCCUUGGUGAAGGUUGCGUCGUGGUCAUUAGCCCACCAUCCACCAUUUGCGUAUCAGACCACGCCGCACCAAGAGAAUCGCGCUGUGCGGGAUUCUCAAGGACGCAGCGACACUGGGUCGUCUUACUUGCAGCCCUGGCGGCGUUUGUUGCUCCUCUCAGCGUCUUCAUCUACAUUCCCAUUAUCGAUACCCUGUCAGAAGAGCUACACGUAUCCAUCGAGUUCAUAAACAUUACGAUAACAUCCUAUCUCAUCGUUCAAGGUCUUGUUCCGGCUUUGCUUAGCAACAUUGCCGAUCAUGUUGGACGUCGACCGGUGUAUCUGGUCUCAUUGUUUACGUUCUCUGUGUCGUGCAUCGGACUAGCACUGCAAGGGUCGUACUCCGAGCUGCUUAUUUUUCGAAUGAUUCAAAGUGCCGGAACAUCAAAUCUUCUAUCUCUCGGAGCUAUGGUUGUCAGCGACGUUGCCCCGGCUCAUUCAAGGGGUAGGUACAUGAGCGCAAUGCUGACUGGAGUCAACCUUGGCCCCGUUGUAGGUCCAUUCAUAGGAGGCAUCAUGGAUGAUGAGAUGGGAUGGCAUCAGUCUUUCUGGCUUCUUCUCGCCUUCGGAGCUGCUUGCUGGACCUGCCUCUUCUUCUUCCUACCCGAAACCUGCCAAAAUACCGUAAAUGAUAGCAUUGAGAUGGAACGAAAAGUCAGCUGGCCGGUAUCGUCAGCCCUAGUUCCCGACGACAAAGCGGUGGCCGCGCCGGACACCCAAGCGCUUGUCCCAUCAACACACGCCUUCCUGAAUCCUUUUCGGGAACUGAAGAUUAUUUUCCGACGGCUAGAUGCGCUCAUACUUGCGGGAAACGCCUUGGUUCAUCUCAGCUUCACGUGUAUCCAGGACUCGCUCGCUCAUCUGGCGAUGGAGAAGUACAAGCUGAAUGGAUUGCAAGCGGGCCUGUGCUACGUGCCGUAUGGCUUGGCCGUAUUCAUAUCUGCAUACGCAGUUGGAAAGAUCAUUGAUCAUGACUACACCGCCGUGGCGAGGUCUCAUGGCAUCUCCAUCAGCGAUUUUGUCGGACACAACUUUGCGAGCUUCCCUAUUGAACGUGCCCGACUUCGAACUGUAUGGUAUCUGUUCCCACUUGUAAUCGCUUCAACGGUGUUUUACGGCUGGGCGGUUGAGUACAAGAUAAACCUGGGCCUUGUUAUGAUCACGCAAUUCAUCUGUUGUCUCGCGUCGACGGGCAUUAGCAACGCGAGUUUGGAAUCACCAUACGGCACGUAUUGUUGCUGA
Messenger RNA from Colletotrichum siamense, 1311 nucleotides. It is a transcript of the gene ITP1-1, whose product is annotated as Itaconate transport protein. Gene Ontology annotation, biological process: transmembrane transport. The transcript has 4 exons. Bases 1 to 1311 code for a protein of 436 amino acids. Gene Ontology annotation, molecular function: transmembrane transporter activity. The record is from RefSeq and is a predicted model, not a curated record. Gene Ontology annotation, cellular component: membrane. Lineage: Eukaryota; Fungi; Ascomycota; Sordariomycetes; Glomerellales; Glomerellaceae.